AACUCUGUGGCAAAUUUGACUUCUCCAAUGGCUUGAUUCCUCUUUUUCAUUCCUUCCUGUUUUCUCUCCCCUCCCUGCCCAGCUUUGAGUUCUUGGUAUCGAGACGUUUGUACAAUGGUCCUGGGUGCAUUCCCCGCCCGUGAUUCUCCCUUUGCCAGUCAGGGGACUGGACCUCAUUCUGCAGGGCAGCUUCUGUUACUGCCUCUCAUCCCUAGCUGGAAUCGGGAUAAUUUGUUGCCACAUUUGUUUUUUGUUCAAGGCCUAUUUUACAGAAGGGAUGACACUCAUCUUCUGAGGACAAGGGAAGAUUUCUUCUCAACAUGUUUUCAGAAAACAUUUAUAUUAACUCGAACUUCAAAAAUAAAAUUGAUUCCUCAGACAUCAAUCCAGGCUCUCCUCCAGCUCCUCCAAAGAAGAUCACGACUCAUGAAAGUUGUUAUAGAUUCUCCAGGGUGCUCUUCACCUCAUUAACAAUAUAUUUCUUGCUAUUGACAAUCUUAUUCUCCAUUGCUCUGAUCACUUUGUUUAAAAAAUAUUCUCAACUUCUUGAAGAGAAAGCAAUCAUAAAAGAACUGAAUUUUACAGGAUUGGAGUGUACAAAACAGCAUUCACCCUUGAAAGACGAAGUCUGGAGCUGUUGCCCAAAGGAUUGGAAGCCAUUUAGUUCCCACUGCUACUUCAUUCCCACUGACUCGACAUCUUGGAGCAAGAGUGAGGAGAAGUGCUCCAGCAUGGGUGCUCAUCUGAUGGUGAUCCGCAGCCGGGAAGAGCAGGAUUUCAUCACUAAGAUCCUGAGACGUGAUGGUGCUUAUUUUAUUGGGCUUUCAGAUCCAGGACAUCGACAGUGGCAAUGGGUUGAUCAGACGCCAUACAAUGAAAGUGCCACGUUCUGGCACAAAGGUGAGCCCAGCAGCAACCGUGAACAAUGUGUUAUAUUAAGUCAUCCAUAUUCUAAGUGGGGCUGGAAUGACAUCGUUUGCAGUGAUAAACAGAAGUCAGUUUGUCAGAUGAAGAAAAUAUACUUGUGAAAAAGCAGUCUCCACGGACAUGGGCCUGCAUUUUUAUCCACCACGACAUAGACACCUGGAAAGAUCUUCUUGUGGAAUGUAUAUCAUAGAAUUUUAGGUAUCGCAUCACCUUCUCUGUCUAUUUUUAGAUUCCUAAAGUCUUAUUUGAUGAUAGAAUUGUAUGGAGUGGUCCUUCUCCCUCUCUCUCUCUCUUUUCACCUGCCUUUGGAUUUAUUGAUGUAUAAUUCACAAAUACAUCAUGUAUAUUUGCAUUACA
Molecule: messenger RNA, 1284 nt
Organism: Myodes glareolus (Bank vole)
Lineage: Eukaryota; Metazoa; Chordata; Mammalia; Rodentia; Cricetidae
Source: RefSeq, a predicted model, not a curated record